GAAAAAGCGCAUUUCAAUAAGGAACACCUUGAAAUACUCAAUCCGGAUUUUCAAGUCUAAUCCUUGGCGCAUCACUUUCGCCUUCCGUGCAUUUUUAUAUUUGGAACUUAUUUUAUCUUUCAACAUACCUUCUUGUUGAGGGGACAAAUAGGGGAGCAUUCCCCAGACAUUUAUUGGAGAAAUGGGAAACUCUUGUGAACUUAGUCGUUACCGACGAAUUGAGGAUCAUCGACAUUUUAGGCUGAAGCCCACUCAUAAAGCUCUUAUCAUCUGGCAUGUUCUAGCAGUCUGGUACUACUUCAAUAUAGCCGUCUGUGAAUCUACUUCAGUUGUGGACAAAUUCCAAUUGGUUGAUUUGACUCACGUGUUUGAUAAUACAACUCUUUAUUGGGUGACAGAACCAUCUCUUGUCCUCAACGUCACAUAUAAUGGAACUCUUCCAGACAAAAACAUUUGGUACCAGAAGGAUCAAAUAUAUGGUGCCACGCAUGGUGGAACCCACAUGGACGCUCCCUGUCACUUCGCAAAGGGACGCUGGUGCGUAUCUGAUAUACCUCUGGAGCGACUGGUUGUCCCCGCCGUAGUAGUAGACGUAAGCCAAGAAGUCAAUUCUGAUUCACAUUUAACGAAGGACCUGCUACUGGCAUGGGAAGAUAUUCAUGGCCAAAUACCUGACAAUAGUCUCCUGCUUGUCUAUACCGGAUGGUCAAAGUAUUGGCCAGAUCGUCUGAAUUACACUGGAACGGAAGAAAAAAAUAUCUCUGCGCUAAAAUUUCCUUCCAUUAAGGCAGAAGCAGCGGAAUGGUUAGUCGCCAAACGAAAGGUUGUUGGCGUCGGAAUAGACACGAUGUCGGUAGACAUUCCAAAUGAAAGACCGUCAACUCAUGUUGCUUUGAUGACGAACAAUAUUUAUGGGCUUGAAAACGUGAAUAAUUUGGACCAGUUGCCACCAACCGGUGCAAUGGUAUACGUCAUGCCGAUGAAGCUCAAAUCGGCAAGUGGUGCUCCAUGUCGUUUACUCGCUCAAAUUCCAAAUGGAAUGUUUAACGGUGGAAAUUUUAAUGGGUUACCAGGAAUGAGUAUAUAUCUGAUUAUUUUCAUUGCUACAAGUUACUAUUACAGGUUUUCCAAUAGAUAGUUCUAGUUAUGUCUUCAAAUUGUGUAAAAUAGAACUUCAAGAAACGAAGAUUAUAAAGACUAUCUUAAAAAGCUUCGAUUCAUAUCAUUUUUCUCUCUCCACAGUAAAAAGAUCAUAGAAAUACAUUG
Messenger RNA from Parasteatoda tepidariorum (common house spider), 1266 nucleotides. RefSeq lists its product as uncharacterized. The record is from RefSeq and is a predicted model, not a curated record. NCBI's taxonomy places the organism in Eukaryota, Metazoa, Arthropoda, Arachnida, Araneae, Theridiidae. Gene Ontology annotation, molecular function: arylformamidase activity.